CCUCCGAGAACAGGUAGGGCCCCCAGGGACCGAGCAGCUGGCGUUGUUACCCGCAGUUGCCUCCUUUGGUAUUAGGCGGCUCCCCAGCCUGCCCUGCCCAGCACCACCCACCUCCUCCUGCCCUCUCAUGGGACCCAGAGGCCAGGCCAUGGCUUGCUGGCCUCCCGAAUCCUGACGAUGGCCCAGCCAGAGGACCAGGCCUUGGCAGGCCCCACCUAUGGGGAAAGACUGGAGAAUGGAGCAGGCGAGGCCUGCUUAGGGGUCCUCGGGGCCCCAGAGCCACUUCUUCGGCUGCAGAGGACGAGGGGGGUGUGGCAGAUCCCAGAGCUGGACACCCAGGGUGCAGAAGCCCUUCUGGAGCUGUGGCCACCGGGGAGUUUCCUGGUCACAGGACAUGACCCCAGCCAGGUCCUGGUGCUGAGGACAGGACCUUCACCAGGGGAAGUCAACACUUACCAGAUCCAGAAGCUUCCUGGAGGUGUGUGUCUGGAAUCCUCUAACCUCUGCAUGCCAGACCUGCCCCAUCUCCUGGCCUUCCUAUCAGCCAGCAGGGAUGUUUUGCCCAGAACUCUGCUCUUGCCCCCUCCUGCUCUAGGGCCUGGGGAACAACACGCAGGGAGGGUGCUGUCCAUGGUGAGCAAGAUCUACCUGGAGACACACAGAGGCCCGGGGAUGGAGCACACUUCCCCAGAGACACCUCCAGAGUCUGCCAAGAAAAAUGAUCCAGCCCCUAGGAACCCUGCCCCUCAUCGGGUCUCUUGGGUAGAAGGCCCACUCAGCUCAGAAGUACACCAUUCUGGGCCAGCUCUGGCCAGCCUGGGGGAGGAGGAGGAGGAGGAGGAGGAGGAGGAGGAGGAGACUGACGACUGCAAAGAUGAAGAGGAAGAACCUGAGGAUGUGCUUACUAGUCAUGUCCAGGCUCUGGCCAGGUCCAGAAGCAGCUACGUGGCCAGACAGUUCCAAGGCCUCAAGGCACGCCUCACCUCAGACGCUGGGGGCCCCCACAGGCCCGGGGACCCCGCCACCGAGCUGCUUCAGGAUGUGCGGCACCUCCUUACUGACCUCCAGGAUCACUUAGCAAAGGACCCCAGUAUCAGGGCUGUCUUGCAGAGAAGGGGGCCUGGGGUCCCCCAGAAGGACGAGGAUCUUGGUAAUGAAGAGGACUGGGAGGAGACUUAUGGCCACUCCCUGAACCCACGCUGUUCACAUUUGCCAUCACUUGGCCCAACAUACGUGUUCACACACACGUUCUUCCUCUCUAUCCCUGUGCACACCUUUUCUACUCACACGCCCUUUCCCACACACAGUAACCCCUAUUCUGUUCACCGCUCCGUCUCACACAGGUGUGACAGCCCUGAUUCCCUCUCUCACACGCGUGUUCACACCCAGGGCCCCUCUUCCACACAUGUUCAUACCCAUGUCUACACUUAUGGCGGCCAGAAGCUAGGGAGGGGUGGCAGUGAGCCAGGGUGGAUUGGUGGAGCAAGCAGGUGGGUGUGGGGCAGCCCGGCGACUCUUCCCUCCCCCACUCCACAUCUCGCAGGCCCCGCAGUGGAGGCGGCCUUGUGCCGCGUGGUACUGGCGCCUCUGAAGCCGGCCCUGUGGGCACGACUCCGCACGCUCCGAGCCCCAGAGCUGCGGCGACUGCGGCGGCGACAGACAGCUCUGAGGGCAGGGGCUGGGCCUCCCGGAGCUCAGGGGGCGGGGCCUGAGGGACAGGGCCCCGCCCUGCGCAGCCGCAUCCACUCGCGCCUUGCGCACCUCCACGCCGCUUGCGCCCCACGCCGCAAGGUGGCGUUGCUGCUGGCGGUGUGCAGUGAUGUCUACGCGGGGCUGGCUUCAGGCAAGAACAAAGAGCCCCUGGGCGCUGACGCCUUCCUCCCAGCGUUGACCGAGGAGCUUAUCUGGAGUCCGAACAUUGGGGAGACACAGCUGGACGUGGAGUUUCUUAUGGAGCUCUUGGAUCCGGAAGAGCUACUGGGAGAAGCUGGGUACUACCUGACCACGUGGUUUGGGGCACUGCACCACAUUGCCAACUACCAGCCCGACGCGGGACGUGCGCCAAAGGGGCUCAGCUCUGAGGCCCGUGCCUCCUUGCGCCAGUGGCACCGCAGGCGGACGCUGCACAGACAGGGCCUCACCAGAUCCCAGGCUAACCUGCCUUUGGAGGAACCCUGGGGAAUAGAGACUGCGCCAAGGGACCAAUGAUGAAUAGGGGUCUCAAACCUCUCUGUUCUUCAAGCAAGAUGCAGAGGCACCUGUUAUUUAGGUGCAGCAAGGAGGAGGAGGUCCCAGGAAAAGGGAAUAGCCCACCUCUGGGCCUUUGCAUUGGCUGUUCCUGCUUCUUGGAAUGCCCUUCCCUAACAUCCACACUGCUCCCUCCCUCCCUUCUUUCAGAUUUUUAGACAGAUUUCAUAGUCUCAGUGAGGCUCUCUCAGACACAACUGUGUAAGACUGUAAUUCCUCUCCUUUGACCUUCCCUGUGGAAGGCAGAAUAAUGCAUCCCACCCCCCAAGUCCACUUCCUAAUCCCCAGAUUCUGUGCCUAUGUUACUUCAUGUGGUAAAGGAGACUUCACAGAUGCAAUUAAAUUAAGGAUCUUAAAAUGGGGAGGUUAUCCUGGAUUCCGGUGGACCCAGUGUAAUCACAGGGGCCUGGUAAGAGGGAGGCAGGAGGGUCAGAGUCAGAGGAAGAGCUACAAUGAAGUGAGCAGGGGCUGGAAUGAGGGCUGGGAGCCAAAGAAUGCCGGCGCCCUCCAGGAGCUGAAAAAGACAAAGAAUGCGUUUUCCCCUGGAAUCUCCAGCAGAAACUCAGCCUUUAAUUUUAGAUCCCUAAGGUAUAUUUUGGACUUCUGACUAUCAGAACUGCAAGAUAAUAAAUUGGGGUGGGGGGGGGGCUGCGGUUUAAGCCAUGAAGUUUGUGGUAAUUUGUUACAGCAGCACCAGAAAACUAAUACACUCCCUUACCCUAACCUUUUUUUUUCAUAGAAGUUAUCACCUCCUAAUAUACCAUAUAAUAUGCUUAUUUAUUAUGUUAAUUGUCCAUAGUCUCCCCCCCUUAGAAUAGCUCCAUCCAAUAGGAAUACAAUGCAAGCUACACAUGUUAAUUCUAAAUAUUCUAGUAGCUACAUUUAAAAAGAAAUGAAAAAGGAACAAGUGAAGUUAACUUUAAUAACAUUUGAUUUAGCCCAAUGUAUCCCAAAUAUUAUUACUUAACAUGUAAUCAAUACUUUUAAAUUAUUGAGAUAUUUACCAUUUUUCGUGUGUAUGUGCUCAAAUCUCCAAGAUCCACUGUGCAGAUCAUACUUCAGCACACCUCAGUUCAGACCAGCCACAUUUCAAAUGCUCAGUGACCGUAUUAGGGCUCAUGGCUACUAUUUUGGACAGUGCAGCCUUAGAAUGUCAGCUCCAGGAGGCUAGGCAUCUCUGUUUGGUUCACAGCUGAAUCCUCAGUGCCUAACAAAUGCCUAGCACACAGUAGGUAUUCAAUAAAUACUUGCUGAAUGAUCCAACAAACAGUUUCUGCAGUAAACUGAAACAGGCUUCCCAAAAGCUAUCCGUGUCCUAAUCUCUAGAAUCCAUGAUUGUUACCUUAUUUGGAAAAGGGCCUCUGUACAUGUUGUUAAAUUAAGGAUCUUAAAAUGGGAAGAUUGUCCUGGAUUAUCCAGGGGGGCUCUUGUGCAGUCAUGUGUAUCCUCAUAAAAAGGAGGCAGACAGAUUUGACACAAGUAGGAAAAAGCAACGUGAAGCCAGAGCAUAGAAUCUAAGACAAUGGCCUUGAGGUGAUGUAGCCUGAAGCCACCAGGAAUGCUGUCAGCCACCAGGAACUGGACAAGGUGAGCACAGUUCUCCCUCAGAGCCUCUGAGCCGCCAGGAGGGGGCCCCACUGACCCCUGGAUUUAGCCUGGUGAACUGUUUUCAGGCUUGCCGUCUUCAGAACUGUAGCAGAAUAAAUCUCUAUCGUUUUCAGGCAA
Messenger RNA from Phyllostomus hastatus (greater spear-nosed bat), 3972 nucleotides. RefSeq names its product Ras and Rab interactor like (gene RINL). Gene Ontology annotation, molecular function: guanyl-nucleotide exchange factor activity; small GTPase binding. The record is from RefSeq and is a predicted model, not a curated record. Bases 178 to 2208 code for a protein of 676 amino acids. NCBI's taxonomy places the organism in Eukaryota, Metazoa, Chordata, Mammalia, Chiroptera, Phyllostomidae. Gene Ontology annotation, cellular component: endocytic vesicle; cytosol. The transcript has 11 exons. Gene Ontology annotation, biological process: vesicle-mediated transport.